GAUAUCCUUGGAUCAGUGGUGGAGACAGCCUGACUGGGAGCCACAGGGCACACUUAGAUAGCACUAACACAAAGAUUGGCACAUAUCUGUCAGAUAGCACCCUGGUGGUGACACAUUUUCCCUACUGAUGACACAGUCAGGAAGCGUACAGCCCUUGCGUGGGUGUGUACCUAGAUCUCUAUAUAAUGUAUAUGUGAUGAGCAGUCGGCGCGUCUUGCCGAUCAAGAGCCCAUCAGCGCUGAUGACUUUGUAACCAUUUCUCUGACCUUGUGGGAAUUAAAUAAUAGAAAUAUACUUUACUGUUUCGAGAGUCUUACGUCUCCAGUAUAGUUAAGUGGCGGUCGUCUGAAGGGUAAAACGGACCGGGACCACUGGGGUGUUUCACCGCCACCAGGGUGCGGUAGCUCUAACAAACUGGUGUUUCCACCCGGACCCAAAGGACGACGUACCAACUUCCGUUUUUUCGGUCAGGACGCCAUUCCGGAAGAAAAAUACAACGUGCGGCCGCACAAAAAAGGAUACGACCAACAACAACAACAGGGCAUACAACUACGGGGGGUGGAGGACCCACCGUCCUUCAUGAAAAAGGGAAGCCCUGACUGGAGAACCAAAGGGAGAGACUCCGGAGCAGAUUGCCCCUGGGGAGUGGAUAUACAGAAAAGUGUUCCACAGAACGUGGAAAGACCCCAGGUGGAUUGGACCCUUUAAGGUGGUAAGCUCAACCACUUACAGUCUGAAGGUUUGGCUCGACGAAGCUGAAACCAAGGUAAGCAGAUCUUGGCACAAAUCACACUGCAGAAAGGGCACACCUUCCACAGAGAGGAACCUCAGAGAAAUCAGAAAGCACCUGAGGGAUAUUGGAGAAAACAUUGAGGAGUAAGAAUGUUGCUGUGUUGCAGCAAAGUAUCGGGGGGAGGACAGUCUAGUUUGAUUUUAUUUUUCUUUGUUUCUAGUUUAAUCUAUGCUGAACAAACUCAUUUUGAUACCACAACCUCCCGCAUGAACGAUUCUAGAUCGUUUGUGCACAGGGCCAAGCGCGAUGCGCCGGUCUGGAAAAGAUCGUCGGAUCCCUGCAUCAAAUAUUACGGUGGCUUAGAGUUAAACUAUACUCUGGGUAGCUCAGUAACUUUCCAAUUCGAUCUCUGUGACGUCAUUGACUGUGGGGGGGGACCCUACAACUUGGAGGGGUUAUGACGUUUACAUGUGUCACUUCCUGUAUGGCGCACCUGUUGGGGGCACAUGGUGUCCCCGAUGGAGUUAUGUGGGCUGGAACACUGGCCCAGGGGGGUAUGUAGCACCACAAUCCGGUGACUUGAAAGAACUACAGGAAAAGAAAAUUGGGCUGAUGAGGGGGCAACUGACCACGACCUCCAUGGGGGGGGAAGACAUGGGGUUAAAUUCAUUGCUACUGAGUGUGACGGACCUUAGGAAGAACGUGUAUUACUGCGGCAAACACCAGCUCAAUAACUGUCAGAAACAGGGGGAUAAAGGGUUUUACCUUAUUUUGGGGGUGGAAGCCACAGGCGUAGAUACUAAAGGGCUCAUACGUUUUAAUCUGUUGGGCUCACAACACCCUAACUAUCAAGCUAAGGACCCAGUACAGACAGCCCGUGUGCGGGCUUUUGAUAGCACUAAGAUUUCAUACUCACAACAGCUGCAAUUAGCUACAGGGUACUCCCAGAAAAACACCUGGCUCCUGUUGAUUCAGGACGCGGCGCACAAAGCCCAGAAGGGAAAUUGCAUUGUAUGUGCACAGGCCAGACCAAAUCUGAUUCUUACUGAAACCGCUUUUGAAUACACAACCAAUGGUUCCAGCCCAGCGACAAAUUCAAGUGAUAUCAACUGCCUACUUCAGGUUAUGUCCAAUGAUAAUCUGAACUCGAGAUGUGCUGGAUGGGAUGCCAUUUUUCCAGUGGCCCCGCAAAACACUACGCCUCCCAUCUUCCAACCGACAAUGUUAACGAAGGUGACCUGCUUUAAUAAUGGGAACGCUGCAGACGGGCACUUUAGUGUUGGUCGCCUGUCACCUAAAUACUGUGUGAUUACUUACGACCUGACAGGGGUUAGAACUGCUGGACAGUUACUGGUGAACAGGGCUGACGUGUGGUGGUAUUGCGGUGGUGACACCUUGCGGGGUUGGCUGCCUGUGAAUUGGAGGGGCCGAUGUGCUUUAGUUUCCCUGCUGUCACCUAUCCAGGUCGUGUCCGAAGCGGACUGGUCAGCAUCCUUGGGGGAUGUUACCCGUAACCAUGUCAGGAGACGAUCUGUAGAUCUGUUUAAAGAUUCACCUGUGUGGAUUGAUGCAAUCGGGAUCCCGCGUGGGGUGCCCGAUGAGUAUAAAUUGGCCAAUCAGGUUGCAGCGGGGUUUGAAUCUAUAUUUAUAUGGAUCACCCCAAACAAAAAUGUUGAUCGAAUUAAUUAUAUACAUUAUAAUGUACAAAGGCUUUCGAACCUUACUCGAGAUGGGUUUGAGGCAGUUCAUGGACAGCUUUCUGCCACAUCCUUAGUCGCCUAUCAAAAUAGAUUGGCUUUGGACAUGGUCCUGGCAAAGGUGGGAGGGGCGUGUAGUAUAAUCGGCGAUGCAUGUUGUUCUUUUAUCCCAAAUAACACAGCUCCUGAUGGAUCCCUAACAAAAGCAAUAAGAGGCCUGCAGUCUUUGUCAAAGGAGCUAAACGCUGACUCUGGAAUAGAAAACAAAUUCACUGCGGUGAUGGAAAAAUGGUUUGGAAAGUGGGGAAGUUUUGUCGUGAGUAUAUUCUCUUCUUCAGUCAUUGUUGUUGCAAUGUUUGCUGUCUGUGCCUGCUGUUGUGGGCCGUGCCUACGGGCACUGUUUUUCAGGUGCGUGGACAAGGCUUUGGGAGCCCAAGCUGCGAGAGGGUGGGCCGCUCCUCUUGCCUACCAGAUGUCGAUGGUUCAGUCAUCGGCUCCUUUGCACAUAGGAGCCGAUGAGGGGGAGACUGUGAUCCGGCUUUUAAGCCCCACAGACAACGAUGUCUGAACUAAGAGGGGAGAAAACCUUCUCUCCUAAUAUCCUUUAUGCUUCGAUUUUUUUUAUUUUAUUUUAAACAGUGGUCAACAUGAUUAAGAAUAGAAUCGGAACAGAUACAGUGUGAAGUAAAUGAUUAUGAAUAUUAUGGGGGAGGACACACAAGGUGAAAUGAAGCGAGUAACCGGAUCUUCCUCUGUAGCAUAAAGAAAAUCAAAAAAUUUUUAAAACCUAGAAAUGUUAAUGAUUUUAAGUCAGAGCUGUAAUUAGUGAGCAGAAAGAGGGUCAAACGCAUUCAGACAAGAGGUUCUGGUCUGAUCACAUUGAGAUAAGGACGCCACUAAUUUGAAGGAUUUUUUAAACAAUUUAUAUAUACAGAAAAAUCACUUAAGUUAUUUCCGCAAGGUCUAAAUGUGUUAUGCAAGAAAGGCAUGGCUAAAGAAUGAUUUGUGUCCUCCCAUAUUAGAGCCAUGCUUGAAUGUCAAAUUGUAUACUGUGUAUAACCAUUCCUUCUCCAGAGGAGGACCACGCCUGGUUGGAAGACAGAAGGAGCAUACAGAGGUGGAAAAGAGGACGACUGUUAGGGUCUACAUUAACUGAUUCACAUGAUGCUUAGUCAGAUUUUAAAGCUGUGCUUAGGGGCAGUGUUUAUUCUCUCUCUCUUUCCUUAAUCAAGCACAUAUAGAAUGAUUUGGGCUAGCUCACUACACUACACUACACUACACUACGCAGAAGGUUACCGGAGAAAUGGCGUUCCCACCCUUGGGGGGAGGGCAGGGAUCCACGUGCUAGCCGGAUGGAACCUCCUGAUUACAUAUAGGUUUACGGGGUAACAAGGGGAUGUGAUUGUUCUUGCAGAGGGACAGCCUGCGGGCGGUUCUACCACUGAUCCGGGUCCGGAUGAUCUUCCUUAAUGAUGUGUCAUUUAGGCACAUCAUGGGGGGGUCUGUAAGGAUAUCCUUGGAUCAGUGGUGGAGACAGCCUGACUGGGAGCCACAGGGCACACUUAGAUAGCACUAACACAAAGAUUGGCACAUAUCUGUCAGAUAGCACCCUGGUGGUGACACAUUUUCCCUACUGAUGACACAGUCAGGAAGCGUACAGCCCUUGCGUGGGUGUGUACCUAGAUCUCUAUAUAAUGUAUAUGUGAUGAGCAGUCGGCGCGUCUUGCCGAUCAAGAGCCCAUCAGCGCUGAUGACUUUGUAACCAUUUCUCUGACCUUGUGGGAAUUAAAUAAUAGAAAUAUA
This is a messenger RNA of Fundulus heteroclitus (mummichog), 4233 nucleotides long. RefSeq lists its product as uncharacterized. The coding region runs from base 1202 to 2998 and encodes 598 amino acids. NCBI's taxonomy places the organism in Eukaryota, Metazoa, Chordata, Actinopteri, Cyprinodontiformes, Fundulidae. The record is from RefSeq and is a predicted model, not a curated record. The transcript has 3 exons.